Molecule: messenger RNA, 5584 nt
Organism: Marmota monax (woodchuck)
Lineage: Eukaryota; Metazoa; Chordata; Mammalia; Rodentia; Sciuridae
Product: intermembrane lipid transfer protein VPS13C
Exons: 17
Coding region: 324-1973 (549 amino acids)
Biological process (GO): protein targeting to vacuole; protein retention in Golgi apparatus; mitochondrion organization
Cellular component (GO): extrinsic component of membrane
Source: RefSeq, a predicted model, not a curated record
ACUACAGAUCUGGGAUUCUGAAGGCCAAGAUAUUCUAAUUUUCCCUCUGUUGAUUGUAUUUUAGUGGAUCACAGGAGGAAGUAGAAUUGCUGCCAAAACAAGCUCGACUUUUUGCCUGGGCGGAUCCUACUGGCACAAGAAAACUUACAUGGAGAUAUGCAGCAACUCUUGGGGAACAUGAUCUGUUAAAGGAUGAAUGUGGACAGUUUCCAUACGAUGCAAACAUCCAGAUACAUUGGGUAUCAUUCCUAGAUGGACGCCAGAGAGUUUUGCUUUUCACCGAUGAUGUUGCCUUGGUUUCCAAAGCACUGCAGGCAGAAGAAAUGGAACAGGCUGAUCAUGAAAUAACCUUGUCUCUCCACAGUCUUGGGCUCUCAUUGGUGAACAAUGAAAAUAAGCAGGAAGUUUCAUACAUUGGAAUAACCAGUUCUGGUGUUGUUUGGGAGCUGAAACCAAAGCAGAAAUGGAAGCCUUUUAGUCAAAAGCAGAUAAUCUUACUGGAACAGUCAUAUCAGAAAUAUCAAGUAUCACGAGACCGUGGCUGGAUUAAGCUAGACAGUAAUUUUGAGGUUAAUUUUGGUAAAGUUCCAAUGGAAAUGCGUCUCCCUGUUCAGUGCCCUAUUAAACGAGACUUUUUAUCAGGAAUUCAAGUUGAAUUUAAGCAGUCUCCUCACCAGAGAAGUUUAAGGGCCAGGUUGUACUGGCUUCAGGUUGAUAAUCAGUUACCAGGUACAAUGUUCCCUGUUGUAUUUCAUCCUGUGGCCCCUCCAAAAUCUAUUGCUUUGGACUCAGAGCCCAAACCUUUCAUUGAUGUGAGUAUCAUCACACGAUUUAAUGAGUACAGCAAAGUCUUACAAUUCAAGUAUUUUAUGGUCCUUAUUCAAGAAAUGGCCUUAAAAGUUGAUCAAGGAUUUCUUGGAGCUAUUAUUGCACUGUUCACUCCAACAACUGAUCCAGAAGCUGAAAGAAAACGGACAAAAUUAAUCCAACAAGAUAUCGAUGCUCUAAACACAGAAUUAAUGGAGACAUCAAUGACUGAUAUGUCAAUUCUUAGUUUCUUUGAACAUUUCCAUAUAUCUCCUGUUAAGUUGCAUUUGAGUCUGUCUCUGGGUUCUGGAGGUGAAGAAUCAGACAAAGAAAAACAGGAAAUGAUUGCAAUUCAUUCUGUUAACCUGCUGUUGAAAAGCAUAGGUGCUACUCUAACUGAUGUGGAUGACCUUAUAUUCAAACUUGCUUAUUAUGAAAUUCGAUACCAGUUUUACAAGCGAGAUCAGCUCAUGUGGAGUGUUGUUCGGCAUUACAGUGAGCAGUUUUUAAAACAGAUGUAUGUCCUUGUAUUGGGCUUAGAUGUGCUUGGAAACCCAUUUGGAUUAAUUAGAGGUCUGUCUGAAGGAGUGGAAGCAUUGUUCUAUGAACCCUUCCAGGGUGCUGUUCAAGGCCCUGAAGAAUUUGCUGAAGGAUUAGUGAUUGGAGUAAGAAGUCUCUUUGGACACACAGUAGGUGGUGCAGCAGGAGUUGUAUCUCGAAUCACAGGUUCUGUUGGGAAAGGUUUGGCAGCAAUUACAAUGGACAAGGAAUAUCAGCAAAAAAGAAGAGAAGAGAUGGGUCGACAGCCUAAAGAUUUUGGAGACAGCCUGGCCAGAGGAGGGAAGGGCUUUCUGCGAGGAGUUGUUGGUGGAGUGACAGGAAUAAUAACAAAGCCUGUGGAAGGUGCCAAAAAGGAGGGAGCUGCUGGAUUCUUUAAAGGAAUUGGAAAAGGGCUUGUGGGUGCGGUGGCUCGUCCAACUGGUGGAAUCAUAGAUAUGGCCAGUAGUACUUUCCAAGGCAUUCAGAGGGCAGCAGAAUCAACUGAGGAAGUGUCUAGCCUCCGUCCCCCACGCCUGAUUCAGGAAGAUGGUAUCAUUCGUCCAUAUGACAGACAAGAAUCUGAGGGCUAUGACUUAUUUGAGCAAGAACUGGAAAUACAGGAGUAAAUGUUUCCUAUACUACUACUUGAUUUCAUCCUUAAAACUCAAAACAAACUGUGGUAUUAAUUGUGUGUGAAUUUGAUUGAGAGUCAAUUUUAGUGAAAUUUUCUUUAUGGCUUUCACCUCCCUCUCAACUUUUUUCAGUAAUGACUACAAAUGAAAAUGGUAUUAUAUCUGGUAAUACUUAUACAGGGUUAAGAGAUCCCCAUAAAAAAUAAAAGAAUACAGGAAAUCUCUGUUCUCUAUUAAUGGGAGAAAGACUACUGGGUCCAGAAGUAGACAUUUAUACUAUUAUUUUGAAAAUCUUACCUUUUCAGGUGAUGUUCAUGUGCAUUUCAUGUAAAGUUGAAAAAGGGGAUAGUUGUUAUGUCCAGUCUAAUAAAUAACUUUUUUAUGUUUGUGAGUCCUGAUGAUGGAAUUACACCCAUCUCAGCUUCACAAAUCACUCUAAAUUUGCUCAAGUAUGGGACUAUGAGUGGGGUACAUGUUUUAAUAACUGAACUGAAUUCAUCCUCAAAUGAGAGCUGGCACAUGAAUUUUGAGAAUAUGUUCUUUCAGUGUUUCUAUUUCUCCACACCUCUCCACCGCCACCCCUUGGUUCUUGUGGUGCUAAGGAUCAAAUCCAGGGCUUCAUACACGCUAGGUGAGCACUCUACCAUUGAGCCACAUCCCCAACCCAACCUCUGUUUUUUCUUUUAUAAUCCCUUAGUACUAUUCCUAAAUAAAUAGCAAUAAUUUUUAAUUAUGUUACAUACAUUUUCAGCCUUAAGUAUUUAGAGUUUUAAAAAAAAUUAAUCUCCUUGUUAGUUAUACUUAUUUCAGAAUUGUUUGGUUUACUUUUUAUAAAUAGAAGUAGAAUAUGUAAUUAGGCAAAUUAUGUGGUUUUUGAAUAUGUAUUUAUUUUUAAAAACCAAACCUUUUUUGCUUUUAAAUCCUUAGGGAAGAUUCAUCUUAAUGAGAACAAAAUAAUAAUGAUUAUAAAUUAUCAUUUUAAAAUCAUUACUCCCAUAAGUUAAUUCUGUAAGUUACAUUUGAAUUUCUUUUUAAGAUAUCUUGUCUCACACCUUUCACACUCUCCCCAAAAUUGAAACCAAAGUAAAACUUAGAUUUCUAAUGUGUUGUAAAUUUGAAGAUAGUGAAACUAUCAAUUGGAUUAUGUAUUUUUUGAUAACUGCAAUUAUUUAAAUAAUUAAAUACUUCACAUAUAAAAACAAACACUUUAAAGAAAAAAGAAAGACCAGCCUGUGCUGGACAUAUGGAAGAAAUAUUACUUCUUCCCAAGGGGCUGAGGAUGUAGCUCAGUAGUAGAGUGCUUGUCUAGCAUUCAGAAAGCCCUGGGUUCAAUCCCCUGCACACCACAAAAAAAAAAAAAAAAAGAGAGAGAGAGGUGGAGAAAGAAAGAAAGACUUCUGUAAGAGACCAAGUAUAACAAACAUGUAAGUAUUAAGAGUAGCUGACAGGCUUUUCCUGUGCCUAGGUAAUUGAAGUGAGGCAAGCAGGUCAUGACAUGUACAGUUUUCUAUGAGAAUCAAGCACAAUAAUGAUUAAAGAUGCUUUCUUGAUCAUCACCAAUACUUACCCUUCCCAAGGCUCUUGGAUAAAUGCAGUAAUUUUUUAUUUUCCUGGUGUAUUGCAAUUUAAAUGAGACAACUUUUGGGAAUUUAAGAUUUUUUUCUUAUUGUUUACUUUCUGUUUAUCUCUUUAUGUUACUAAACCUUUCCUUGUGAUUUCCCUUUUUACAAUUAUAUGUCAAUAAGCACAAAACUUCAAGAAACUUUGUUAUUUUAGCUAAAGGUAUAGUCACAUUGUCUACAUAUAGUCAUAUGUAUAGUAGUGUUUAUUAGUUUUUUGCUAAGAUAUUAAACAGCCCUACUGAGCGCUGUGGUGCACACCUGUAAUCCCAGCAACUCAGGAGGCUGAGGCAGGAGGAUUGCAAGUUCUAGGCCAGCCUCAGCAACUUAGUGAGAUCCUGUCUCAAAAUAAAACAUAAAAUGGACUUGGGAUAUGGCUCAGUGGUAAAGCAGCUCUGGGUUAAAUUCCCAUUAACAAGUCAAAAAAAAAAAAAAAAAAGAUUACGCAGCCCUUUACACUGUAUUAUCAUUUACUGAAAGAAAUACAUUGUUUACUGCCAAGAGGAUUUAGUAGCUUUUUUCAUGGGUAGCAAGUGUAGGCAUUUGAUACUUGAGAUAUGUGUUCUUUUUCACCCUUACCCAUCUUGCUAUGAUUGGCUAGUUGGGUAAGGAAAAGUAUUUACUGAUUUUUUUUAAAGCUAUGCUGGAUAUACAGAAGAAAAAAAAGACUCUGACCUUAAGGGACCAUGUAUAAUAAAAUGAGUAAAUAAAAUCCUAGAUCUUAUUGUAAUAUAGGUAUAUUCUAAGUAAGUUAUUCUUUCUGCUGAAUACUGCAUUGUUCUUUAAUACUCAGCUUUUAGGAUUUCUAAAUCAUAUGCCAUGAUGUCAUAGGAUAUGUUCUUCUGCCUGUCUGCUAUCCUAAGGUCUUACUGUUUAUAUUACAUACAAUGCUUAUAUUGCACACCAUGUGGCAAGUUUUUAAAUUUAAUGUCUAUUUUGGUUUAGAUGUUAAUGAUCAUACAAGAUUUGAAAUGGUGUUCAUUGCUUUUUCUUUUAAAUUAUUUUUUUCAUGUUCUUAGAAAUGUUUUACUAGCAUUUAAAGUUCUUGUAUUACCAUCUAUUUUUAAAAUUUUGUAUUUAAUUUAUUUUUUCUGUGGUGCUGAGGAAUCAAACCCAGCACCUCACACAUGCUAGGCAAGUACUCUACCAAUAAGUCAUUAGUGUACUAAUAUACUUAGUACAUUAAUUACUUAAAUACUCUACCACUAAGCCCUUGCAUUGCCAUCUGCUGAGGUAGCCUUACACUGUAUACUUCACUGUUUUUAAUUCCUGACAUUAAAGUUGUUCAUUUUACUAAUAGUAAUGAUGCUCUGAUAAACAUGAUAACAUAUUUGCUUUUUCAUGUUUUGUGUUAUUUACUUAUAAUUAAUUUUAAGAAAUAAUUACUGGAGAAUGGCCUUUUGAAAAGUAUUGUUAAUUUACUCAAGUAGCAUUUUGGGAAAGAGGGGGGUGAAUAUUCAAUCACUGCUGUCAUCAGUGACUGAAUAUCUUAAUCUGAAUCUCAGACUGUAGUGGAUUUUUAGUGUAUGAAAAAGAUGCUUUUCUAAAGUGUGUUAAUGGUGAUAAAUUAUACUUUAAAAACUCUUAAUUUGAAACACAGUAGUCUAAGAACUAAUGGAAAUGCAUAAAAGAUAAAAAGACGGUAGACUUUCUUGUACUUGCAUAUCUAAAUAUUUUAACAUUUAACUUUCAUGCUAAAAAAUACACUAUAUUAUUAUAUUUUCCCCCAUUUUGCUCUUUGAAGAAAUUGAGGCAUUUUAUAAAUAGCAAAAGCUUUUUGCUAAUUCCCAUAGGAGGGCUUGAAACAAGUGACCAUCGCUGUGAAAACUGCUCUUCUGUGAGAUGCAUCCUACAGAUGAGACCCCAGUUUUGUGGGGAUUUCUCUUCCCUGUUCAUGGCUAUUUGUAACUGUCAAAGAAUGACUGGGGACCAGACUUCUUUUAAAAAUGUAUAUUUAAGCAUUAAAAUAAUGUCAAGUGUGCUUUC